Messenger RNA from Drosophila montana, 3565 nucleotides. RefSeq names its product Bardet-Biedl syndrome 9 (gene BBS9). Gene Ontology annotation, biological process: cilium assembly. The coding region runs from base 512 to 3463 and encodes 983 amino acids. The record is from RefSeq and is a predicted model, not a curated record. The transcript has 9 exons. NCBI's taxonomy places the organism in Eukaryota, Metazoa, Arthropoda, Insecta, Diptera, Drosophilidae. Gene Ontology annotation, cellular component: BBSome; membrane.
AUUUAACUACUUACCAGUAGAUGUUUCUACCAUUAGGAUCCAUACCUCGGACAUGAUUAUGAAUAUGAAUUUAUCGCGGAUGCAGAAUGGAAUUAGCCAAACGAUUUUGCAUCCCAGGUUGGAAAGCUGGCAGGCGUUGCAUUAAUCUAAGGAAGGAGUAAAUAAGAUGCAUCUUAUAGACUCAGAAAUCUAAAUAACUAGGAUAUAUGCACAGCUUGUGAGGGGAAUUGAGAAACAGAAGAAGCAACUACAUGUAUCCUGUACUCUGCAGAUGCUGAUUUCAACAUUUAGGAGCUGAUCAUAGGACGUAGAAUAUCUGAUCUUCAUUCUUAAUGUAUGGGGAGCUUCUAUGUGGAAUCAUUUUCGAAGGUAUGCGAGAAACUUCUGGCUUGGAAGAGUAUAUAGAGUAACCUUAUAGAAACGCAAUCUAUAAUGCCAAGAUGUUAGAGUCACCCGCUGCUUCAACCCUUACGUAAUGUAGUUAGUUGAUUGUGACCCGUCACACAUCUCCAUGGCAACAGUCUGUGGCACAACAAACUCCAUUGCGAAUGGCCACAUCCAAGUCAGUUGCCAGUCAGCCCGCAGCAUGUCCUUGUUCAAUGUGUGCAGUUGGUGGUCAGCGCAAUGUGGCGACACCGUUGGCGACUACGAUGUGGCCAGUUUGUUGUGUGCUCGCUUCGGACUGGAGGCGCAGGAGAAGGAUUACAUCAUUGUGGGCUCACAGUCCGGACAGCUGAGUAUUUAUUAUCCGCAUGGCAAUGCAUUUGAGGCCACGGAUUUGCUGCUGGAGACGCAGCUGACGGCGCCCAUCCUAGGUCUAUACGCGGGCAAAUUUAGCGGAAAUGUGCGCAACGAGAACACCAAUCAGCUGGCCGUGCUGCUGCCCAAUGCGAUUGUCAUCUACAAUGUGCAGGCGCUGAGCGGCUUGGCCGAUUAUGGCGCCCAGCUGAAGCUGCAGCAGCUGGCGGAGCACAAGUUUCGGCGUGUCGCCUUCUCCAUGUGCCAGGGUCACUUUGGCCAGGUCAAGGGGCGCGAGUUCUUCUGCGUGGUGCACUUGGAUGGCACGCUUACCUUUUACGAACAGGAUGGCAUUACCUACGAGUGUCGCUUUCCCGGGCAACGUAGUCUGCCCGCUCCGGUGGUCUACUGUGAGCGCACUGAUUGCUUCUUUCGCCUAAGCGCCACCUGGCAUCUGCAGUGCUUCAGCUAUCAGGAUCUGUCUCACUCGCUGGUCACCAAGAGCAGCUAUCAGCCCAUCUGGUCGCAGUGCAUUGGCGAGGGCAUGCUCGACAUGCGCGUCGUCCAGCUGAAGGAGAGUUGCUCCUACAUCAUGAUUCUGGGCGAGCGCAACUUCAUCUGCCUGGACGACAAUGGCAAAUUCAAUUUUAUCCUAAAGCUCGACUAUGCGCCCAAGUGCUUUUACAGCUUCGUCGUGGGCUACUACUGGGAGCCUGGCGCACGUCUUAUAACGGCCAUUGUCUCGGAUGCCGCCAAGCUGCACAUUUACGAGGAGGCCAACAUUAUUUGGGCCGCCCAGUGGCAGCAGCCGGCGCCCGUGGCCAUACAGCGCUCCAAUGUGCAGAGUCUGGCGGGCAGCAUUGUCACCCUGACUGCCACGGGGCAGCUGACAGUUGGCUAUUUGGGCGCCCAGCCGUAUCAGUUCCAGGUGCUGCCGCUCAACAUGGAGGAGCUGAGCUUUGCCGAGGCGCACAAGCAGCUGCAGCAGCUGGAGGAUGAGAUCAAGGAGUCGGUGGACAUACGCGACAUGGACGCGCUCAAUCAGCAGGCUGCGGAUCAGGUGCGUCUCAUUUUCAGCAUACAGCGUGAGGUGUUCGAUGACUUGGACACGUUGCUCUUGGACGUGCCGGCUGAUGUGGCAGUCAAGGAGCUGCCCUCGGCCAAGGGUUUGCUCCGGCUGAAAGUCAAGGCAGAGUUGGCGGAGCUGCAGCUGGUCAUACAAACGCCCAACGGAGUGCGCUGCAGCCAGGAGACGCUCAGCCUGAUGGAUGUGCCAGCGGGCAGCAGCCAGGAGCUAACGCUGGACUUUUACAUAGCCGAGCUGUUGCAUGUGCACAGCACACGUGUCGAGGUGUUCGCCUCGUUUGUUAGCCCACGAGGCAUACCUCGUGUGCUGCAACAAAGCGCUUAUCUGCCGCUGUCCAUGUUCUAUCGCAGCUGUCAGCCACAGAAGGCGGCUGGCAUUAAGCUGACCUACACCAUCAACAGCAAGCACGUGCCGCCCAAGCUGGCCACCUUCUUUGGCGAGUUCCUGGAGGCGGAUAGCGAUGCUCAGGCCCUGGGCCUACAGCUGCUGUGUCCCGGCCUGGAAAAGCUAACCGAACUCAUAACCGUGGUGUCAGCCAAGAACUCGAAUCGGAUCAGAAUACAAUCGGACUGUGUGGAAACGUUUGCCAUGAUCCUGGAGCGCAUUGUGAACACCACCCUGCAGCUGGACAGCGAUGCGAGCCUGCUCAAGAUGCACAAGAAGAAGCCCAAACGUGGUGUACUCAAUCGCUGUGUGGAACGCAUCAUGGCCGCCCCCUUCAUACCCGCCCAGCCCAUACUGCAUCGCGCCGAUGUGCACCACGAGACACAGCAGAGUAUACGCAAGCAAACGGAACAAUUGGAGGCGCUAUGGCAACAGUUCAAAACGCUGCAGCGCCAGCUACAGGAACAAUCGGAGAGCGAGCCGAAGGAGGCCCUCACCAUGCAAAUCGAGGCGAACUACGACCACCUGAUACUGGAAGGCGAUAAACUGGUCGAAAUACGGCGGGACGAGCACAGGCAGCGCAGCGACCUCAACUGCGCCGUAUCGUUAGCCAAAUGGAUAAUACACGCAUUGAACCUGGAGGAGCGGGUGGUGAAUGUUGUUAGCUCGGUACUGAGCGUGCCUGUAGAGGAUUGGACAGAACUGAGCUGGGAGGAAUCGAUGGCGCCCGGCAUCGAUAUGCUGCACCAUUUCGGACCCUUGAUGCGCUCCAAGUCGACAUCAACCCAUGGCCUGCUGGAUGGCACCACCAGCAAGGAUAGCUUCGACUACAGUCGUUUCAGACGCCAUUUCGCGACACUCUUCGACCGCAUCGUGCGCUUGGCCACAUCCUCGACGGACGAGCAGACGACCAAGCAGACGGCAUCCACGGAUCAACAAGUCGAACAGCUGCCGUCUGCACAGCCGCUAAAUGAGAUUGGCAACAUGCAGCGUAUGUUGGGCGACUCCAUGGCACCUGUGGCACGCGCUGCAAAGACCCAUUUGGGCACCUCAUUAGAGGCUGUGGAGGACGAGGAGGAGGAAUACGACGAGGACGACCUACGCGACAUGGGCUACCGCAAGGACUACGGGCCCGCAGACGCUGCCGGCGCUGAGCAGCAGCAGAGGCAAGGCAAACGCUCCGAGUGGGUCAACGAGGAUUUCGAGCUGCCCACCACUGAGGAACUGUUCAGCGAUUUGGGCAUUUGGUGGUAGCUCCACACACAUCUAAUUCAUUCUAAUUCAAGUAGAUAUAGUCUCAAAUAUAUGUAUGUGAAAACUAUCUCUUGAUUUUUUUUAAGUGUUCUAUGUUCCCAA